AUGAGGGUGGAGCUGAAGGAGAGGGAGCGGCCCCCUGUAGCUGGUGGAGCAGGGGGCGCCGGUGUUGGUGGAGCACGGGGCUUCCGUGUUGGUGGAGCAGGGGGCUCCAGUGUUGGUGGAGCACGGGGCUUCCGUGUUGGUGGAGCAGGGGGCUCCAGUGUUGGUGGAGCACGGGGCUUCCGUGUUGGUGGAGCAGGGGGCUCCAGUGUUGGUGGAGCACGGGGCUUCCGUGUUGGUGGAGCAGGGGGCUCCAGUGUUGGUGGAGCACGGGGCUUCCGUGUUGGUGGAGCAGGGGGCUCCAGUGUUGGUGGAGCACGGGGCUUCCGUGUUGGUGGAGCAGGGGGCUCCAGUGUUGGUGGAGCACGGGGCUUCCGUGUUGGUGGAGCAGGGGGCUCCAGUGUUGGUGGAGCACGGGGCUUCCGUGUUGGUGGAGCAGGGGGCUCCAGUGUUGGUGGAGCACGGGGCUUCCGUGUUGGUGGAGCAGGGGGCUCCAGUGUUGGUGGAGCACGGGGCUUCCGUGUUGGUGGAGCAGGGGGCUCCAGUGUUGGUGGAGCACGGGGCUUCCGUGUUGGUGGAGCAGGGGGCUCCAGUGUUGGUGGAGCACGGGGCUUCCGUGUUGGUGGAGCAGGGGGCUCCAGUGUUGGUGGAGCACGGGGCUUCCGUGUUGGUGGAGCAGGGGGCUCCAGUGUUGGUGGAGCACGGGGCUUCCGUGUUGGUGGAGCAGGGGGCUCCAGUGUUGGUGGAGCACGGGGCUUCCGUGUUGGUGGAGCAGGGGGCUCCAGUGUUGGUGGAGCACGGGGCUUCCGUGUUGGUGGAGCAGGGGGCUCCAGUGUUGGUGGAGCACGGGGCUUCCGUGUUGGUGGAGCAGGGGGCUCCAGUGUUGGUGGAGCACGGGGCUUCCGUGUUGGUGGAGCAGGGGGCUCCAGUGUUGGUGGAGCACGGGGCUUCCGUGUUGGUGGAGCAGGGGGCUCCAGUGUUGGUGGAGCACGGGGCUUCCGUGUUGGUGGAGCAGGGGGCUCCAGUGUUGGUGGAGCACGGGGCUUCCGUGUUGGUGGAGCAGGGGGCUCCAGUGUUGGUGGAGCACGGGGCUUCCGUGUUGGUGGAGCAGGGGGCUCCAGUGUUGGUGGAGCACGGGGCUUCCGUGUUGGUGGAGCAGGGGGCUCCAGUGUUGGUGGAGCACGGGGCUUCCGUGUUGGUGGAGCAGGGGGCUCCAGUGUUGGUGGAGCACGGGGCUUCCGUGUUGGUGGAGCAGGGGGCUCCAGUGUUGGUGGAGCACGGGGCUUCCGUGUUGGUGGAGCAGGGGGCUCCAGUGUUGGUGGAGCACGGGGCUUCCGUGUUGGUGGAGCAGGGGGCUCCAGUGUUGGUGGAGCACGGGGCUUCCGUGUUGGUGGAGCAGGGGGCUCCAGUGUUGGUGGAGCACGGGGCUUCCGUGUUGGUGGAGCAGGGGGCUCCAGUGUUGGUGGAGCACGGGGCUUCCGUGUUGGUGGAGCAGGGGGCUCCAGUGUUGGUGGAGCACGGGGCUUCCGUGUUGGUGGAGCAGGGGGCUCCAGUGUUGGUGGAGCACGGGGCUUCCGUGUUGGUGGAGCAGGGGGCUCCAGUGUUGGUGGAGCACGGGGCUUCCGUGUUGGUGGAGCAGGGGGCUCCAGUGUUGGUGGAGCACGGGGCUUCCGUGUUGGUGGAGCAGGGGGCUCCAGUGUUGGUGGAGCACGGGGCUUCCGUGUUGGUGGAGCAGGGGGCUCCAGUGUUGGUGGAGCACGGGGCUUCCGUGUUGGUGGAGCAGGGGGCUCCAGUGUUGGUGGAGCACGGGGCUUCCGUGUUGGUGGAGCAGGGGGCGGUGCUGUUGAUGCGGUGGAGCAUGCUGGUACUGCGUCCUCCUCCACAAAUACAGGAGGGGGUGGUGAAGGUGUAGCAGGGGGCGGUGCUGUUGGUGUGGGUGCUGUUGGUGCGGUGGAGCAUGCUG
Messenger RNA from Monopterus albus (swamp eel), 1960 nucleotides. RefSeq names its product loricrin-like. The transcript has a single exon. Lineage: Eukaryota; Metazoa; Chordata; Actinopteri; Synbranchiformes; Synbranchidae. The record is from RefSeq and is a predicted model, not a curated record. The annotation marks the transcript as partial.